Molecule: messenger RNA, 375 nt
Organism: Bipolaris sorokiniana ND90Pr
Lineage: Eukaryota; Fungi; Ascomycota; Dothideomycetes; Pleosporales; Pleosporaceae
Exons: 1
Molecular function (GO): protein binding
Source: RefSeq, a predicted model, not a curated record
AAAAUGGUGCUUGACGAAGGCGCCGAUGUUAACGCCCAGGGUGAAUACUACGGCAACGCACUCCGGGCGGCUUCAGAAAGAGGCGAUAAAGAGAUGGCCAUGCUGCUGCUAGACAAGGGCGCCGACGUCAACGCCCAAGGUGGACUCUUCGGCAACGCACUCCAGGCGGCUUCAGCUGGAGAACACAAAGACAUUGUGAUGCUGCUGCUAGACAAGGGCGCCGACGUCAACGCCCAAGGUGGACGCUACGGCAACGCACUCCAGGCGGCUUCAGCUAGAGGACACAAAGAGAUGGCCAUGCUGCUGCUAGACAAGGGCGCCGACGUCAACGCCCAAGGUGGAUACUACGGCAACGCACUCCAGGCGGCUUCAGCU